GACUGACGGCUGGCUCUGCUUAUAUGAGAGACGUGAACAGCUCUCUCUCUCAUAUCUCGUACUCUCUCUCAUCUCAGUAUAUUCCUCUCGGCGGCUCAGAUGCGGCUCGCUCUACAAUCUCAGCUCCAACUCUUUCAAAUAAACUUCAAUCUCUGUAUCUUCCCUCCAUUUUUCAUCCUCUCUGAUCGAUUGAUCACCAACGCCUAGAACUCCAUUUACGCGACCUCGGAUUCUCUUGAUCCGGGUUCUCAAUCUGUCUCGCAGCAUGAAAUUGGAUGCCUCAGUUUGAAUUCGGUCGCUUCUUUUCUGUAUUAGCUUCUAAUUUGGUUUUUGAGUUUCAAACAGAUUAAGAAUCGGUUGCAGCUCGAAAUGUGAUGGAUUGGGGUUUUAACAAUUCAUACAGUAAUCAGUCGCUGAAAGGUUGUGAAGUCAUCGAAGCUUGCUCCCUUGGUUCUUUUGAGCUCGGGCAUUUGAUUUCGGAUUGAAGAACAUGCUUUAUAGUGUAAUUUCACUUUUAGGAAUCUCGAAGAAUUAGACUUUAUGCAUAUUUAAGUGCAAUAUAUAAGAAGAAGAAGAAGAAGAAGAAGAAGAAGAAGAAGAAGAAGAAGAAGAAAUUGUUCGAACUGAGAUCACUUGAAUGCAUUAUUAGAAGGGGAAUGAGCCUUUGAAGACAGAUAUUAGUGCAAUGAAGUGGAAAUGUAGCAGUGCUUCUUGUUUUAAAAUGGUUAAAGUUGCGUUAUACACUUCAAUGAAGAUUCCUUUUUUAUUUUGUAGUGGAUAUGGAUCCGAAGUCUCUGGGGGCGAUGAGUGCAGCAGUCAUCCCCCCAAUUGAUCCAUCUGAUAUUGGGUUGGGUUCUAUGGAGAAGGGGAGUUCCGUUCCUAAUACAAAGCCCAGGAAAAAGACCAUGACCUCGGUAUAUCUUAAAUAUUUUGAAACAGUGAUGGAUGGGAAGAGUCGAAGGUGCAAAUUCUGCGGCCAAAGCUAUUCUAUUGCCACUGCAACAGGCAAUUUGGGGAGGCAUCUCAGCAAUCGACAUCCAGGAUACGAUAAGAUGGGGGAGUGCUCCACCAGCCCUGCUCCACAGCCUGUCACCAUUGCUAAGAAAUCUCAACUGCCAACUAAAUUGCCUGCCGUGGAGGUUGACCACUUGAACUGGUUGCUUGUUAAGUGGCUCCUUGUAGCAUCCCUUCCUUCUUCUACUUUGGCAGAAAGGUGGCUGGCAAACACAUUUAAGUUUCUGAAUCCGUCUUUUGAGCUUUGGAAUGUGGAGAAAUUCCACAAAGUGCUGCACGAAGUUUUCAGAAGCAUGCAGGAGACUGUGAGACUAACUCUGGAGCAGGUUUCUUCCAAAGUUUCUAUAAGUCUUGAUUCCUGGACUUCAUAUCAGCAAAUUAACUACAUGAGUGUUUCGUGUCAGUGGAUUGAUGAAAGCUGGUCCUUCCAAAAUGUUCUUCUUGAUGUUUGUCACAUUCCAAGCCCUUGUGAGAGUUCUGACAUCUAUUAUGUUUUGUUGAAAGUUCUAAGAUUGUACAAUCUUGAGACUAAGAUUCUCUCAUGUACCCUGAAAGGCGACAUGGACAGUCAGAAACUGUCUACCUUAUUUUGUGUUCCUUGUGCUGCUUAUACUCUUAAUUCAAUUGUAACUGAUGGGUUAAGAAGUACAGAACAUGUGAUUAUUAAGAUCAGGGAGUUUGUUAUGGAACUGAAUUCAUCACCAGAAAUGUCUGAGGAUUUCGUUCAGUUUACUACAGCAUACCAUGAAGGAAACUGGCAGUUCCCACUUGAUGCCUCAUCUCGGUGGAGUGGAAACUAUCAGAUGCUUGAUAUAGCACGGAAGGCUGGUAAGUCGAUGGAAACUGUAGUCAGGAAGCACGAAGAACAAUUGGGUAGAAGGUUGCUGCUCAAUACUGCAGAGAAAAAUGUUGUUAACAUCAUGCACAAGUAUUUUGAACCCUUUUAUAAGACCAUAAACGAUAUGUGCAUGAGUAAAUUGCUCCCAGUAGGUAUGGCUCUCUUUUUCAUGGAUCAUAUCUCUGAGACAAUAUUGGCCUGCAAAGACUCGAGGCAAACCCCUGAAUGGCUCAAGAAAGCUGCUGAAGAUAUGUAUGCCAAAGUGCAAUACUAUAGCAACCAGGUCUGCAAUGCGUUCAUAUACAUGACUGCGGUUCUUGAUCCCCGGAUAAAGGUUGAGCUCAUUCCCGAGUAUCUCAACUUAGAAAACUACAUGGAGGAGGCUAGAAAUCAUUUCAUCAGAAAUUACUCCGCCCCCUAUUUUUCAUCUGUCGGCAACUCAUACACUACUCAGGAUCCAGAGGACAGAGGGAAUGCAUCUUUUGCAGAGGAAAUUGCUCGUAAGAAAAGGAGGGCCACCAUGAGUUCCACUACCGAUGAGCUUACGCAGUACUUGUCUGAGCCCCCCGUUCCGAUGCAAACAGAUGCUCUCGACUGGUGGAAGGUGAACAGCUCUAGGUAUCCAAGGUUGUCUUUGAUGGCUCGUGAUUUUCUUGCUGUGCAAUCGACCGUGUCAUUGCCUGAGCACAUAUUCUGUGCCAAGGGUAAUGAAAUCGAUAGACAGAGGUCCUCCAUAUCACAACAUGAUACACAAGCUUUGCUCUGUGUGAAUUCAUGGAUGCAAAACGGGAUUAAGCUGAAGCAUAAAUCUACUGAGAUUGACAGUGAAAGGAUAGUGGAGCUGCAAGUUGCUUCAGCAACAGAGAGUAGCAGUAGGAGAUUUGAAAAGAAGCAAGUGUUAUGAAUCAGACUAGUGUAUCAUUGAUAAUGCAGUAUGUACAGGUCAGGGUUGAUGCAAGGAUCAUUAUUGAAUACGGGCACCACCUAUAGUUGCGGCUGCAGCUACAGCUGCCUGACCAUGGUUAGUUCAGUGAUUGCUAAUUUAUGCGUUUCAUAAUAUUGCUUAUCUGAAUUUUUUUUGGUUAUGGUAUAUUCAAGCUCUUCAAUCUGAA
Molecule: messenger RNA, 2964 nt
Organism: Salvia splendens (bonfire salvia)
Lineage: Eukaryota; Viridiplantae; Streptophyta; Magnoliopsida; Lamiales; Lamiaceae
Product: zinc finger BED domain-containing protein RICESLEEPER 1
Exons: 4
Coding region: 780-2756 (658 amino acids)
Molecular function (GO): DNA binding; protein dimerization activity
Source: RefSeq, a predicted model, not a curated record